AUGAAGAUUGCCUGCAACACUGCGCCGAAGUAUCCUGAACUAGCGAACGGCUACGUCGAGAUGGGAGAGCGUCGCUGGUCUGGUGUCACAACCCAGGAAGCUGUCCGCGAGGGCACCUGUUUCGGUCCCCUGCCGUCCAGCAUAGGAGGCCUGGACCCACUCGCUUCCAUGGCAUGGUUCUGCACCGACAGGACGCCGACACCAACAAAUACCAUAAAGGUUUCGCCCAAGGAAGAUGAUGCGAGCCAGUGGCUGUGUCAAGUGACUCCCGCGCGAGGCCCUCACGAGCAAACAGUGGAGGUGAUCGCUCAAGACGGCCAACUUUUCCUGCGUGCAAUGCGCGAUCUCCAUCGUGGUGACCAACUUCUUGCCUGGUUCGGCAAAGAGCUAGCCAACGUCCUUCGUCUACCCGAGAUCACACCCACGCUCGUCGACGGUGACAAAGCCUACCAGUGUGCAUUGUGCAACGAAGCCUUCUGCUUCCCGUUCCCCGUCAUCUCCCACCUGAUGUAUCGCUGUCCCGCUAGGAAUCCAGGCAGUCUCCUGGGAACCAGUCCUGAGCGGCAGCAUCCUGCGCCGAUGUCCAGACGUGUAAAGGGCUUCGACAUUGCAUCGUUGACCGACACCGCCAUCGAAAGUCCUAAUACGCCGCCUCCAUCGGAACACUUGUCUGCCGACCGUCUCACCCCUCCGGACUCCGAACAGACGGCCCUCAUUUCGCGGCGGAAACCAUCACCCGAUGCUCCCGCGUUACCCGACGUCAAACGUCCGUCCCUCGCGGAUCAACUCCGAGCAUCAAUCGCUGAAUCAAAAUCGUCGCAGAGAGCAUUAGACCGGCACGCGUCCCCGCCGGACCAGGACUUCAAGCCCAACGAUCUGUCUCGUAAAAGAAAGUCCGAGGACGACCCGACAUCCUUUCCGCCACAAAGCGCUUUCAAGAAGGUCGAUAAGACGGAUCGUACGGCACCUCAGGGCCUAGGUGUCUCUGCCUCAUUCCCUUACCCUCUCCCUGGACUGUGUCCACCUUUCCUGACAAUGUCCACACUGGACAGCCGCCUUAAGAGUGACGAAGACGGCGGCCGGAGGUUCCUUGCUGCAGCCUACCCGCCCCUGGUGCCAUAUAUGCCACCGUCCCUGGCGGCCUUGUCGCUUCCAUCGCAGAACUGGUGCGCGAAGUGCCAGGCCAGUUUCCGCAUGACCAGCGACCUGGUGUACCAUAUGCGGUCGCAUCACAAGCGGGAAGUGGACCCGGCCAAGAAACGCAGGGAGGAGAAGCUGCGAUGCCACAUUUGUCACGAGACCUUCCGCGAGAGACACCAUCUCACGCGGCAUAUGACUUCGCAUCAGUGAAGCAUACACUUCCUGUAGAGACGAUAUUAUAAUCUGGGUGCUACGUUCGUGUACCUUCUGUGUGCAUUUAGAACACAUUUCCAUCAGAAGACGUUCCGGAAGCGGUGACUUUGAAGCAUUUUUUGUUCCUGUACCGAAAGGGUGAGGGAACCGAUCGCUGGAACCGAUGUACAGAGAUAUAUUGUUAGUCUUGAUCUUACUGACGCUUGCCAGACUUUCCAGGUUCAGCAUGAAGUGAAAGAGCAUGUACACACGGCUUCUAGUCAGACGAAUGCUAUACAGGUGUACAUCUGCCAAAAAAUUGCAACAACUUUCUACCAGUGCAGCGGCCAGAAGUUGUUGCAUUGAAGUCUUCAAGUGAUAACGUUAUAGUGCAGUACCGUAGCUACCUUAAAGUGCCACUACGGACUAAAAAACAUGUUUUCAGAUGUCGUUUUCUAAGUCAACCUCGUUCGAAGGAAAGAAAACGCAAUAAAAUGGUGUCUGCGAACAUUGCAUACCUCAACAGAUUUUCGAGAGAGACCGCGAAAUCUCGUAGUUUCGGAUUCUGCAUGAGUAUAUGACGUCACCGCAAGCUAUGGAAUGUGUCGUGUGUAACGGCACGCUCACACAACUGGGUCUCUGCUCUUCACCUCACACUGAAAGAAUGCCAGCAACUGCAGUGAGGAGGCGGAAAUCGUUUUUCGAGGAGCAAUGUUGUCAGACGCCUGGCAGAUUACACACCCUAUGACGUCAUACUUCUCAAAACUAGAAAAUACUUUCAUGACGCGUUCCCGUCAGGCUGUUUCGGGAGAAUAUAAUGCAAGACAGGUGGAUUGCAGUGCCAUAAAUUAGAC
Ornithodoros turicata is the source of this 2186-nucleotide messenger RNA. Its product is annotated as PR domain zinc finger protein 8-like. NCBI's taxonomy places the organism in Eukaryota, Metazoa, Arthropoda, Arachnida, Ixodida, Argasidae. Gene Ontology annotation, biological process: regulation of DNA-templated transcription. The record is from RefSeq and is a predicted model, not a curated record. The transcript has 4 exons. Bases 1 to 1350 code for a protein of 449 amino acids. Gene Ontology annotation, cellular component: nucleus.